CUGAGUGACUCAGUGUGGCAGGGGAGAAGGAAAGAGAAGGUUGAGAAGACUCAAGGGAUGAGUGAGGGAAAAAGAAUGAAACAAAGAACGUGAGAGUAGGAGAGAGAGAAAGAGAGAGAGAAAGGUAGUCAGCAUGUGAUACUAUCCUAAUGAAGUCAGUGAGGUUGAUUCAUUUCGUUUAACUUGGACAGCCAGCUUUUCCAGAUGCUGACCGGAUUUUUUGGAUCUACUAUCUGACCACAUGCCACAUAUACUCACACACACACACACACGUUCGCGCCCGCAUGCACGCCGUCUGCCAGCCAGGAGUCUCUGAUCUGCAGACUGGAUCUGCUUUCAUCUCCGGAUGUGCCACCACAUUCAGAACACACCGGUCUACGUCUGGGGUGUGGGUGUGUGUGUAUGUGUGUGUGUGUGUGUGUGCGUGCGUGUGUGUAUGUGCCUCCCGGGGUGACAUGGAACUUGUUGGAUUAACCGUGGAAUGCUGAGCGACUCCCAUCGAGGAAAACCCGAGGAAUAUCGUGGAACGAGUUCAAGAGUUUGGAAUUCUUUCCUUCCUUCAGUGAUGCUUUUGGCUUUUUAAGCCCUUUCAUUUUCUUUUCUGCUCAGUCUGGAGUCUGGAAGUCUGAGAUGAGAUCUGUGUGACUGACACCCCGGCAAGCCGGUCCUCGUGGAAGCGUGUGAGUGUGUGUGAAUAGCUUUAAGUGUGUGCGAUGUUGACAGCGGAUGGAUUGCCCACGGUAAUGCCUGCUGCCACUGCAUAUCCACGACUCGGUGCUAGAGAGUGGAGUUUUUGGGACGUGGUGGGGGUGGACUGUAGCGCUCCUGAGCCACGCUGCAUCUGGGUGGCCGUGUUCCGGGACAACUCGCUCAUCGCACAUGCUUCCAGCAUUGAGUCUGCAUCGACUCGACCCAGAACAGCCUCGUGUGGUAACAGGACAAAGGGGAGAAGAGAUGGGCUCCCGUCGUCCAGCGAUAACCCUCGGCCGGUCCUGGGGGGCGGAGCUGAAGGCAGGGGCGUGUCCUGGCAGGGCCCUCGGACACUGGUGCUCCAUAAGAACUCGCAGGGCUUCGGCUUCACGCUGCGCCACUUCAUCGUAUAUCCGCCUGAGUCAGCCUUGCACACUAGCCUGAAGGAUGAUGAAAAUGGAAACGGAAAGGGUCUACAGCGAAGUCGGCUGGAACCAAUGGACACUAUAUUUGUUAAGAACGUGAGGGAGAAAGGCCCUGCUCACCAGGCUGGUCUGUGCACAGGCGACAGAUUAGUAAAGGUGAACGGGGAGAGUGUAUUGGGUAAGACAUACUCCCAGGUGAUAGCACUAAUUCAGAACAGCGAGAGUGUGUUGGAGCUCUCCAUAAUGCCAAAGGAUGAGGAUGUACUGCAGCUGGCGUACUCUCAUGAUGCCUACCUGAAAGGGAACGCACCAUUUACAGGAGGGGCCCAAAAUCUUCCUGCGCCGCCCCCUCUGUGCUACCCACCACGUUCCCAGCCUCAUCCAAGCCACACCCCCUGCCCCACCUCUCCUCGGUCCCCCCACAUGGGACAAAACCAGCUGGACAACUGGAGCCGCUGGCACGGCUCCGCCUCCAGCCCAUCCCCACCACUUGAUAACCGGACAAGCGCACCUACCACAACCAGUAUGGCCUGGGCAUCAGAGGGCCAUGAAGCAGGGGGUGUCAACCACAGCAGCCCUGCCCAUCGCACAGAGGAAAUCCGGUAUGAUAUGACACAGAGAGGACGUUCGUUCUCUUCCUCGCUUUCCACAAGUCCACCUCACCAAGCUCAACAUGGGAACAAUAGCAAGGACAACUUGUCAUGGGGCAGCCCGCCAAAACCUGCACCAGUGUCAAGUUCAAACCGCACCCAACAAGCCCUCUCUAACUGGUACUACAACCAGGUGUCUGAACGGGAACGGGAGCGGGAACGAGAACGUGAACGUGAACGAGAACGAGAACGCUUAAAUGUCCACUCGCUACACCACCGACAACGCAGUUUCUCUCAGGACCGUCUGGGAGAGCUAAGCCGAAGCAGACGGGCACAUAGGACUGAAUUUCCCCAGAGUGCCUCUCAGGACACAUUGCUGCACUCUGGGCAGCAUUCUCACUGGAUGCAGGUCCAGCCUUCUGUUUGCCAGAACCGUUCUCGCUCUGAGAAUCUUAUUCGCAGUCGCUACGGGCACUCGGGUCGCUCAUUAGAGGCCCUAGACCAGGUACUUUCCCCGCUCUCGCCACACCAUGAAAGACAAGCCUGGCAGCAACAGCCCCCGAGGCAGGGAAGCCAUUUUAGCCCUUCACAUAUGGCACCUAGUAACCAUCAUGUUCACCGCCAUCACCAAUCCAAAUCUUCAGAGCAGCACCGCUGUCAGCAACACCCUCCCCAACAGCACCAACACCCAACGAAGCAAAAUCAAAUGCAUUCAUCACAGCAUCCACCACAGAGCCGUCGUUUGACCUCAUGCCAGAGUGUGGACCAGGAACAGAUCGGUUACCGCAGCUACAGUCCCUCCUUUAACCGCAAGAGUGGACGAAUUCUGCAGCAUGCCCAAUCAUUCCGGGACCCGUCCUACACAGGCCCACGCCUCAGUUGGACCAGUCUUCCAGAGGGCAUGGCCCCAUCUCCUGCUCCAUCCUCUGCCCCUCCUGCUGGCUCAGUGUCUGGAGAAGGACAGGAUGAAUCUCAUCGUCCGACUAACCAUGAAAGAGAGGGUGGGGAGGCAGAGCAGGAGACCCAAGCGCAGGUCCAAGAGGUGGUGCUAAGACAAAAGCCACCCAUGGGCCGAAGGGCUGGCCAUGUCCACCGACUCCCCCUGGCACUUGAUGGCAGUGACCCUCUACUUUUUACCUCGGACCCUGAGGAAGCCUUGCUCAAGUCAGAGGGUUCUUCCUCCCACCGGCAUGCGAACGGUAAUCUUGCACCACUGUCUGUGGAGGAUGACUCGCUGGCCUCUAUCCCCUUCAUUGAUGAGCCAACCAGCCCGAGCGCAGAUCUACGGGCGUGUCACGUCCCUGCCUCGUCCGUCGUGUCCAGUAGCGGCCUUAAAUCCGUCCCCGCUGUGGGGACCAGUCCCGCCUCCCCAACCUUCACCUUCCCCCUCAGCCGUCUCUCCUCCCAUGACUGCAGUGAGUCUCGCACUGAAAAAAAGAAAGAGAAAAAGAGAGAGAGAGAUGCAUGCUCAGGCACACAUUUCAACGCUGAAAUACACAAAUGCAGCAUCAAGUCCAGUCGCCGUUCUUCCUAUCUGUUGGCCAUCACCACUGAGCGCUCCAAGUCAUGUGACGACGGACUGCACAACCUCAGAGACGACGGGCGGGUCUUCUCGAGGUUGCCAAAGAGAGUUAAAAGCUUCUUCGGUGAUGGGUCUCUGGACAGCUUGACGGUGGCUGAUGAGGCUCGCUCUAAGCGUCACUCUGCCUCGGAGCUGGGCAGCAUCAGCUACAGUGAUGUGAGAAAAGAAGGAUGGCUGCACUAUAAACAGAUCCAUACUGAGAAGGGCAAGAAGGUGGGCAGUGCAAUUCGUCCCUGGAGGCGGGUUUUCUCAGUGCUGCGCUUCAGUGCACUCUACCUCUACAAAGACAAGCGGGAGGCGCUGCUGAAAGGUGCCGCCCUGGGAGGCGGAUCUGAAGAUGAGCAACCGAUCAGCAUCCGCGGCUGCCUGGUGGACAUCGCGUACAGCGAGACGAAGCGCAAGAACGCGCUGCGACUGACCACGCAGGACUUCUGCGAGUACCUGCUGCAGGCUGAGGACCGAGACGACAUGCUGGAGUGGAUUAGAGUGAUCCGGGAAAGCAGCAAGACUGACAGCGAGGAGUUGGGUUUCUCUCGACAAGCUCUCAUCAGUAAGAAACUGAAUGACUACAGGAAGCAGAGUCCGACAGGUAAUAAGCCCGACUCAUCUCCCCGAGUGCCACGCAUGACCUUCUUGCUGCCCAAGGCCGACAACAGCGGUGCGCCCCCUCGCUCCCCCAAACACGAAGCCAAAGAGGAGAGCAGUCCUCCCAAGUCUCCAUGGGGCAUCAACUUCAUGAAGAAAGCGAAGAAGGCGGACCCCAAAGCGUUCGGAGUCCGGCUGGAGGAUUGCCAACCCGCCUGCAAUAACAAGUUUGUUCCACUGAUUGUUGAGAUCUGCUGUGGCUUGGUGGAGGAGAUGGGUUUGGAGUACACAGGAAUCUACAGAGUGCCAGGAAACAAUGCUGUGGUGUCCAGCCUGCAGGAUCAACUCAACAAGGGCAGUGACAUUAACACUACCGAGGAGCGGUGGCAGGACCUGAAUGUGGUGAGCAGCCUGCUCAAAUCUUUCUUCCGCAAGCUUCCAGAGCCCCUCUUUACCGAUGAUAAAUACAACGAUUUCAUCGAUGCCAAUCGUAUGGAGAAUCCCAGUGACAGGCUGAAGACCUUGAAGAAACUGAUCCAUGAUUUACCAGAUCAUUACUUCCACACUCUGAAGUUUCUAAUUGGUCAUCUGAAGACCGUAGCCAAUCACUCGGAGAAGAAUAAGAUGGAGCCUCGUAACCUGGCACUAGUAUUUGGACCCACUCUUGUGAGAACAUCCGAGGACAACAUGACGGACAUGGUCACCCACAUGCCUGACCGCUACAAGAUCGUCGAAACUCUUAUCCAACAUUAUGCCUGGUUCUUCAGUGAGGAGCACGACAAGGAUGAAAAGACGCCAGUGGACACAGAGGACGUUCAGCCCGCCCCUAAUAUAGAUCACCUCUUAUCCAACAUCGGCCGAGCUGGCCUCCUGGGUGAGAUCUCAGACUCAACCAACAGUGAUUCAGCAAAAUCAAAGGGCUCCGGAGGGUCAAAACGUGACCUCACAGCCAAGGACUUCCUGACUACGCUGGCCAUCAUGUCUGCUGUGACUCGGAGGCGCAGAAAACGACCCGCCGCCCGCCUCCUGGGCAGCAGCACCGACGAUGACUCCGAACAAGAGCCAAUCAGAGCCAAUUUCACUGUGGAGGGAGAAGGGGAGGGAAAGGAGACGGAGCGGUGUGAAUCUGACACGGCUCCGCGUGCAGAGGCAGAAGAGGAUGAAGAUGAGGAAGAGGAGGAAGAUGACGAAGAGAAUGCGGAAGUGACUAUGGCCUCGCCAGGCAAGGACAAACCCGGAAUGCCUUGUGAGGAAGAAGCGCAUUCGGUGAUCCUCAGUGAGGAAGAGGACCAGAGGGCGGAAACGAAAGGUCGCAGCUGGAGAGGGGAUGACGCACGUUCUAUUGUCUCGGGUUACUCUACUCUCUCUACACUGGGGAGGAGUUUAGCCUCCGAGGGGCGGGGUGAAGAUGCAGAUGAUGAGCAGAGCGAGCUGGUGAGCGAGACGGACAAUGAAAGCGGCUUUGCCUCGCGCUCUCUGACGCAGGAGCGUCCUGAGAAACGCACGCCACCCCCAUCAAAUACGCACACCUCACCAGAGCCGCCUGCACCACGCAGCUUCCUGUACACAAACUACAAAGCCUCCUUACCUUCUCCCACUCCUGCUCCCACUUCCACUCCAGCUCCUCCUCCCAUUCCUCCCAAACGCCCCACCCCCGAGCUUGUAGAAAGAGGAACUGAAAGUGCAGCACGCUCCUCCACUCCCUCCACUUCCUCCUCAACUGCCUCCCAACGGCUCCAAAACCGACCCUCCUUCAACUCCCAUCGCCUUAUUCAGUGUGACACUUUAGCGCGCCGGCGCCUAAAAACAGAAAAGGCCAAAGCUCGUUCCCUAGAUCCUUUAGAAGUCUGUAGUGCUUCACCCAGCGAGGAGGAACCGCAGUCUAACAAAGGGCGAACGAGAACCAGCCUCCCGGAUUCAUCUACUUCGCACUCACCCAAACUGACCCUAUCCACUAGUCACCUGUUAGCUCCGCCCUCUACCCUGGGCUCUACCUCUGGCACCACAAGUCAGGCAUCCCUGGCAGAGCAGGUGCGUGCACGUCUGCUCGGUUCAGCGGAGGACAUGCGUUCUGUGGGGCUGAGAACGCCUCUCUCGCCUGAGACGCGCCGGCGGAGGCGGGCCUGGAGGAGACACACAGUGGUGGUCUCUCCUACUGACUCUUCCCACAAAAGCUCUCAAGUCUCUGGUGCCGUUAACAACAACAACAAACCCCCAGCCCCACCCCCCAAACCUUUCUUUGUAAUCCGACGUCCGGGGGAGAAGCCCAUUCCCGUUGCUCAGCGAUCCUCCGCCGACGCCUCUUCAUCACGCCGGACCCCGCCUACCUCCCAGUUCCACGAAUGCUUGUGACAGCAUUUGAAUCAGAGUAAUCGGAUUCAAUACCGUUUUCCAUUAACACGGUGCUCGUUCUGGGAGCCUGGGAAACUUUUUCAAACAGUUUCCACUGGUGUAAGAGAUUAUAUUUACAUGUUGUACCUCUUUGUGUUAAAGUCUGUGAAAACAGAGCACAGAGGCUUUAUCACAGACCCUGAUCACACCCAAGACAACUUACCUUUAGCAACAUAGUCUGAUUGCUGAUUGUGCAACUUCUUAGCAGCAGUUUCACUAGCAUUAGUUUCAGCAGUGUAGAUACUACACGGUUGCUUAUCAUUUCCAGUGAAACAGUUGUUUCCUCAUCAAACCACUGAGUCACAGUAGGAAUGUUUAACAUUUUUUCAAAAAUCCUUCUGUUCCUGUCUUGUUUUAAAAUAGAAAUAACUCGAGUUGUCAUGGUGACUACCCAUAGCCCCAUUUUGUUUCCAGUCAAGCACCAGUUUAGUUCUGGAUCCACAGCAAUUUCCAAAACUAUUCUGAGAUUCUACGCCCACUCGGGACCCGGCACCUUGUUGGUGGAAGAGGGGUAUCAAAGAACGGGUUCGCUAACUGUGUGUUUUCUAUUUUUUUCUCAUUCAGAGCUGCUCUGCUUGCAUGGCACAGGGCUUCUUUUAAACGUUGCCAAAGUUUUUAUUCUCUUUCCUUCAGCCCUUUUAGUGCCCUUUUAACACAGUGUUACAAAAGGGCCAGAGAGCAGCAGGGUCUCUACAUAACAUUUUAAAGAUCUGCCAGGGUUCUUGCCACACACUUACAUUGAGGUCAUUGUGUGUUUCGGUGCUUCACUGUGUGCUCCCUUAAGACGUGUCCUCAUUCUCUCAAUGUGUCCAAUGGAGGGAAUGGCAAAUAAAAAAAUUCACCCGCUUGUACCUUUCUUUUUUCUUGUUAACCAUGACGAUGCUGCCUCAUCACAGAUCCUGGGACUAUUAUAAAGGGUACACAAACAUUCACAGAAAAACACACAUUCUUUCAUCUGCUCAAGUGUAGACUUCAGCAAAGUAUUAAUGCAGUAUUAGCGAGGCAGUGUUUUGCCGACAUCAAAUGUGUUGAAACGGACCCCUAACCUCGCUCAUAUCCCUUUGUAAAAACACACACACACACACAACUCACUGAGCAUGCGUUUGCUCGUUCUAAGCAUUUCUUUAUCCGUGUAUUUUUGUGUCUGAAAUGUUUUGUGUAUAGUGUGUAUGUGCGUUCAGCUAUUUUGUAACAUUUGUACAAAGCCUUGCUAAGUUAAUCUUGUAAAUAUGCAUAUAAUAUCAUAUUUGUUUUUCUUUUUUGUUUUGUUUUUUAUAUGGUUUACAAAAGCGCACAUAGGUGCGUGAUCAUUUCUUUUAAGAUUUUACUUGAAAUGGUUUCUUUACUGUUUCUUUUUGUUUUGUAUACAGUAUAUAUAAAAUAUAUUAUAUAUUUUGUAUGGAUAUAAUAAGUACUUUCGUUUGGGGUGUUAUUUGUUUUAAACGAAACAAAAACAGAACUAAACCUCCGAUAGACUGUUGUUUAUUUCCUCAUAAAUGGCCUUUUCUCUGUGACUUACCAGUACUAUGCAGAACUCCAUACACCUCAAUGCAAAGAAAAGAACUUUAACCUGCAGAAGAGUGUCUGUCCAACGGCCUGUCACAUGCUAUAAUAAAUUCCUUCUUGCUGGGCAUUGCA
This is a messenger RNA of Hemibagrus wyckioides, 7901 nucleotides long. It is a transcript of the gene arhgap23a, whose product is annotated as Rho GTPase activating protein 23a. The record is from RefSeq and is a predicted model, not a curated record. The transcript is spliced from 24 exons. Bases 714 to 6224 code for a protein of 1836 amino acids. Gene Ontology annotation, molecular function: protein binding. Lineage: Eukaryota; Metazoa; Chordata; Actinopteri; Siluriformes; Bagridae. Gene Ontology annotation, biological process: signal transduction.